Messenger RNA from Chanos chanos (milkfish), 892 nucleotides. RefSeq names its product solute carrier family 25 member 47b (gene slc25a47b). The transcript is spliced from 6 exons. The record is from RefSeq and is a predicted model, not a curated record. Gene Ontology annotation, biological process: transmembrane transport. Gene Ontology annotation, molecular function: transmembrane transporter activity. NCBI's taxonomy places the organism in Eukaryota, Metazoa, Chordata, Actinopteri, Gonorynchiformes, Chanidae. Bases 1 to 879 code for a protein of 292 amino acids. Gene Ontology annotation, cellular component: mitochondrion.
AUGCAUCUAGCAGAUUUCAUAGCAGGUUCUGUUGGAGGCGCAUUUGGGGUAGCAGUGGGUUAUCCUUUGGACACGGUCAAGGUGAGAAUACAGACGCAGACAAAGUUCUCUGGUGUUUUGCAAUGCGUCCGCGCUACCUGCAGAACCGAGGGAGUAAGUGGGUUCUACAAGGGCAUGGCCAUGCCACUGACCACCGUGUCCAUCGGUUCAUCUGUUCUGUUUGGCACCUACCGGAACAUUCUUCACUCCCUGCGUCAGCUGCGGCACAAGGCCCCGGACAGCCCGUCAGCUAAACUGGAUAUUUUCCUCGCUGGUCUGGCUGGAGGAGUAGCUCAGGUGCUUGUGAUGUCGCCGGCAGACAUUGUGAAAGUGCGUCUCCAGUGUCAGAUGGAGUCUUAUCAGGGGUCAGAUCCACGCGCCACGUUCAAAUACCGUGGGGCUGUGCACUGCCUGUUCACCAUCGCUCGUGAGGAGGGCAUUCUGGGUCUUUACAAGGGAGCCGGCGCGCUCGCGCUACGAGACGGCCCUUCCUUCGCCACCUACUUUCUCGUUUACAACACCGUCUGUGAUUGGCUGUCUCCAGGCAAACAGGGACAAGCAGAGUGGAAGGUGGUGCUUUUCGCCGGCGGGCUGUCGGGGAUGUGCGGCUGGUGUGUGGGGACCCCGAUGGACGUGAUCAAAGCGCGUCUGCAGCUGGACGGGGUGGGGCGGAGGAGGUACAGGGGGUUCGUCCACUGCGUCGCCGAGAGCGUGCGGACGGAGGGGCCCGCCGUGCUCUUCAAAGGGCUGGGACUCAACUGCGUACGCGCCUUCCCGGUCAACAUGUCCGUGUUCGCCACGUACGAACUGGUCAUCCGCUGCCUGCAGACGGCGUCCUAGAUCGUUACGCGGG